Molecule: messenger RNA, 1020 nt
Organism: Canis lupus familiaris (dog)
Lineage: Eukaryota; Metazoa; Chordata; Mammalia; Carnivora; Canidae
Gene: PGLS
Product: 6-phosphogluconolactonase
Exons: 5
Coding region: 16-792 (258 amino acids)
Biological process (GO): carbohydrate metabolic process; pentose-phosphate shunt
Molecular function (GO): 6-phosphogluconolactonase activity
Source: RefSeq, a predicted model, not a curated record
GCCGCCGCCGUCGCCAUGGCCGCGCCGGCCCCGGGCCUCAUCUCGGUCUUCUCGAGCCCGCAGGAGCUGGGCGCGUCGCUAGCGCAACUGGUGGCGCAGCGGGCGGCGUGCUGCCUGGCGGGGGCUCGCGCCCGCUUCGCGCUCGGCCUGUCGGGCGGCAGCCUCGUCUCCAUGCUGGCUCGUGAGCUGCCCGCCGCCGCCGCCCCCGCCGGCCCCGCCGGCCUCGCACGCUGGACCGUGGGCUUCUGCGACGAGCGCCUCGUGCCCUUCGAGCACGCCGAGAGCACGUACGGUCUCUACCGGACCCACUUGCUCUCCAGGCUGCCCAUUCCUGACAGCCAGGUGAUCACCAUUAACCCCCAGCUACCUGUGGAGGAGGCAGCCGAGGACUAUGCCAAGAAGCUGAGACAGGCCUUCCAAGGGGACUCUAUUCCAGUUUUUGACCUGCUAAUUCUCGGGGUGGGUCCUGAUGGCCACACCUGCUCACUCUUCCCAGACCACCCCCUCCUGCAGGAACGGGAGAAGAUUGUUGCCCCCAUCAGUGAUUCCCCAAAGCCACCACCACAGCGCGUGACCCUCACACUUCCUGUGCUGAAUGCGGCCCGAACUGUCAUCUUUGUGGCAACUGGAGAAGGCAAGGCUGCUGUCCUGAAGCGGAUUUUGGAGGACAAGGAGGAGAACCCCCUCCCCGCCGCCCUGGUCCAGCCCCACACAGGGAAACUUUGCUGGUUCCUGGACGAGGCAGCUGCCCGACUCCUGACUGUGCCCUUUGAGAAGCAUUCCACGUUGUAGCUGGCCCCAAGGGACACCGCAGCGGGGACCACAAAAAGCCCUUGUGGGCAGGGACCUUCCUGGGCGGGAUCCCACUGCCAUCACCACUCCAGGCUUCAUUUUCAGGAAGCUACGUGGUGCUGCUGGAAGGUCACAGGAUCCAGCCGUCAGCCCUGCCCUGGGGUGCUCAGCCCACCAGCCGUGGCUCGGGGUGACCAGAUAUUAAAUGGAGCAUUUGCUUGAAGUCUC